Messenger RNA from Physcomitrium patens, 942 nucleotides. RefSeq lists its product as uncharacterized. Gene Ontology annotation, biological process: systemic acquired resistance. Gene Ontology annotation, molecular function: fatty acid binding. NCBI's taxonomy places the organism in Eukaryota, Viridiplantae, Streptophyta, Bryopsida, Funariales, Funariaceae. The record is from RefSeq and is a predicted model, not a curated record.
CCACGACGCCUCGGACUCUUUAUACGGACCAUCCGAAGUAGCGUUCCAAUCCUCCUGCAUACAGUUUGAUUUGUGUCCUCUUCACAACGAUGGCGAAUAGCUCUGCUGUGCUUGUUUUGCUGGUGGUAACGCUUCUAGUUGCGACUCUGUUGAAGGAAACACAAGCUGCAUGCGGUUCCUCCUAUGAUUUGGCGGCAUGCCUACCGGCUGCAGAGUCGGACAUCCAGCCGUCUGCCCAAUGCUGCACCCAACUAAGCUCCUACCUGGCCACCGACACCCCCGAGGAGUGCCUCUGUCAGACUGCGUAUAGUCCGUUCUUUCAAUCUGGGGCAGACAUCCAGUUCGCCAUCAAAAUCCCGCAGAAGUGCAACCUCUCAUAUAGGGCUGGCAUUCAAUGCAAUGGAAAUACUAUUCCUGGAGGCCAGUAGACAACAAUAGAGUUGUUCUUCGUUAUAGUUUUGCUCGUUGAUUAUAGUUGUUUCAAGGAUAUUACCUUAAUGUCCUCUUCUCGCAGGAAUUAGAACAUUGCAUAAUAGGUCGAAUAAAUUGAUUGAUAUUAAAUUAUUCAUCUUACUGACUGCAGCAUCGAGAAACUAGGCAGUCGCAUUUGACUUCAGUUACUCACAUAAAUAAGCACCUUUGUUUGGAUUAAUCUACGGGCAAUUUUUUGCGGAAUUGUACAUGUAUUGAUAAUCGCGGUGAUAGAAGUGAAUGUGGCCAGCAGGGAGACUAGCGAUGAGUCGAUUGUGCGAUGGAAGAGAUCCUGAUCCAGAUCUAGGAAAAGGAACUCCAAGAGAAUCACGUCAUUUCUUGAGAAAUCUGCGAUCAAAGUGUCUGAGUGAUUACGUGGACUGGACAAAGAAUUGUUGUCCUCAGUAAAAUUGGGACAAAAAAAUAAAGCAAAAACAAAAUCGUGUUGGAUAUUUCACAGCACUUUAUAAA